Messenger RNA from Nicotiana attenuata, 1773 nucleotides. Its product is annotated as growth-regulating factor 4-like. Lineage: Eukaryota; Viridiplantae; Streptophyta; Magnoliopsida; Solanales; Solanaceae. The record is from RefSeq and is a predicted model, not a curated record. The coding region runs from base 406 to 1461 and encodes 351 amino acids. The transcript has 6 exons. Gene Ontology annotation, biological process: developmental process; DNA-templated transcription; regulation of DNA-templated transcription. Gene Ontology annotation, cellular component: nucleus. Gene Ontology annotation, molecular function: ATP binding.
UUAUUCACAUGUCCCAAUGCUUCCCUUAACCUCAACACUCCCAAUACUCAUAAAACUUCAUUAACUUCCCCAAAACCCCUCCACUUCUGUUUUUCUCUGCUAAAACACAAUGUCAACCUCAAAAUCUCCAUUUGACUAGUUCUAACUACCCAUGUAAUCAAACCCCUUUUUCCCCCUUAACAAAGUACACUAUCAGUCUUCUUCACUUACUUUCUUCAAUAACUUUUCUCUCUGUUCUUCUUGCAGGUUUUAUCCAAACCCUAGAUCUGUCCCCCUUUUAGGUAACCUCAACUACCUCUGCUCUCUACCAACACACACACACACAUACACAGAGUUAUACACAAAACACAGAGUUGCACAAAAAGACUGAUAUUUUUGCUUUUUGUGAAGGGAAAAGGGUGUAAAAUGAGUGGGACAUCAAUAUCAUUGGGGGUUGGGGUGGGGGGAGGUGGUGGAGAGGUGGGGGUGGCGGGAUAUGACUAUGGAUUCCGGCCACCAUUUACGGCGGUGCAGUGGCAGGAGUUGGAGCAUCAAGCAAUGAUAUACAAGUACUUAGUGGCAGGGAUGCCCGUGCCACCGGACCUUGUAGUUCCAAUUAGAAGGAGUUUUGAUGCUAUCUCUGCCAGGUUCUUUAAUCAUCCUAGUUUGAGUUAUUGUUCUUAUUAUGGGAAGAAGUUUGACCCUGAGCCAGGAAGAUGUAGAAGAACUGAUGGAAAGAAAUGGAGGUGCUCCAAAGAUGCACAUCCUGACUCAAAAUAUUGUGAGCGGCACAUGCAUCGAGGCCGUAACCGUUCAAGAAAGCCUGUGGAAUCUCAAUCUACUUCCCAGUCCUUGUCGACUACUAUAUCACAUAUUACUACUGGGAGCAGCAAUAGAACUGGAAGUUUCCUAAGUAAUAGCAGCGGUAGUUUCCAAAACAUGCCAUUAUAUUCCGUUGCUACUUCAGAUGUACUUAGUUAUGGAAGCACUGCAACAAAGCUGCAGAUGGAGCCUGUCUCUUAUGGGAUAAAUAACAAGGAGUACAGGUAUCUCCAUGGAAUGGCUCCUGAUGCUGAUGACUCAUCAGAAGUUUCCGCGAGUGUGAGAAGUCUAGGGAUGGGUUCUAACACAGACAACAUGUGGCGUCUAAUGCCAUCACAAGUUCCGUCAAAGCCCACAGUGAAUCCGAAAAAUGAUUCCCAGUUGCCGGGUAGCUCACCUCAUCCAUUCGAGCCUGUAAUUGAUGCAACAAUUGCAAAACAACCCCAACAUUGCUUCUUUAGCAAUGACAUAGGUUCACCUGUAAAGCAGGAGCCACAUCCAAUGCGCUCGUUCUUUGACGAGUGGCCUACAUCCAAAGAGUCAUGGUCCAAUCUUGAUGAGGAAUACGGCAAAAAUAAUUUCUCCACCACACAGCUCUCCAUAUCCACUCCAAAUGCUCAUACUGGAUUCUCUUCAAUGAGUACACGUUCCCCUAAAUGAUGCUUGAGGAAGCUGGCGCUGGACUAACUCUGAGUCGUCUCGGGUGCUGUGCGGCGAAUGGUUGUUAUUGUGCUAACUGAUCUCUGUUUGUAUGAGUUACAUGCACUUUUUAUAUUACUGGUACAUUUAGUCCUUGCAUGUAUUUGUAUUUGUGCUUCAAAUUCGAUACUCUUUUAGGCAAAACUAGAUGGCUUAUAAGGCAACUGCAGCUCAAGUUUGCCAUAAAAAAUAAUGUAUUUAUUCAAGUCAGUUUCUGGGUGAGAUGAUCAGUUUGUGGUUUCUUGCUAUGAGAGAUCAACCCAUUUUAUGGUU